Molecule: messenger RNA, 1305 nt
Organism: Trichoderma breve
Lineage: Eukaryota; Fungi; Ascomycota; Sordariomycetes; Hypocreales; Hypocreaceae
Exons: 1
Coding region: 1-1305 (434 amino acids)
Source: RefSeq, a predicted model, not a curated record
AUGCAGAUAAACCGACUCCAAAGAUGGAGUAAUGAGAAUCAACGCCAAGGAACCGGCCCGUACAUCAAACUCUGGACAUUGGCGUUGCGCAAGAGGGAACAAAGCCGCCUUGACAAAGAAGGAGGCGCAGCAGAAGAGGGCGAAGAUGAGGCUCUAGAGGCACCAAACAGUUCGGCCGCUCCCGACUGGAUCAUUCAACGUCUGGGUACUGGAUACACGACGGAGCAGAUGCUCGAAGUUGCAGACCGCCUUUACCUAGAAAUCGAGAAUGGCACUCUUGGCCAGGUUCCCGGGGUCGAGUUUUUACCUGACAUUACAGAGUCAGAGGCGGGAAACAUAGCGAAGCUAGUCAGAAGCCGCAAACAGGCCCGCACAGCUGCUCCUGCAGUGGAAGCCAAGGCCUCCAAGCGACGAAGUUCUGAGGAUGCAGAUUGCGUCAGCCAUGGAGAACCCUCACUUCUCAUUCAGCAUGACGCAUCUGAAUCUAUGAACACUCCGCGGAAGCGAAUCCGCCUCAGUCCUCUUGGGGCAGACUUCCCCCAGCAUCCCCUUCGGACUCCCCUUCCAUCGACUGUGCCGUCUUACGCCACUAGCAAUGUGCUUGCGUCUUCGGCUGGCGCUGAGUCGUCCGUACCACGCACCUUGCCUACGGCCCCAAAGGCCCAGGUGUCAUCUCCUGGGCAUUCCCAAGGACCUAUCGCGCACACGUAUGGGCUCUCGUCUAGCGAAUAUCGACGCCCUAAUGGCUUCGGCGGGCUUUACAGCCAUGAUCAACAGCAACAUCCGGUUCAGUACCGUGCGGGUACUGAAUCUUUUCUUCAAAGAAAUAGAGAUCCCUACUACCAUCAGAGACUGCCAUCCAUUGCUCAUCUGGCGGGAGCCAGCGAUCUCCAGGGUUCGGAUAUGGCAAUUCCACCGUUUAGAGGCUCUUGGGCAUCGAUUAAUGAGGACCCCAACAUGCCACGAGUCCCUCGCUUGCGAUCUUAUAGUGAUAAUAUCCCAACGAGCCAGCCCAUGUUGGAAUAUCCUCGACCAAGUUCAAGUGGCACCUCGCAGUUCGGCACAACGUACUUUGAUAACAGAGCCGCGGCCUCUUUGACCCAUGAGCAGAACCCUCGUAGCUACUCUCGAGAGCACUGGCCCGAGUCGAGCCAUGCCUACGCUCCAGCCUGGCCCCAAAGAUCAAGCGCCCAGCAACAACAUCAUUAUUACGAUCAAGUAACACGCCCUCAGCUGGACAGCCUACGAGCUCCAACCUACCUUGGUCAGGCCAAACAACGUCCCUCAGCCGAGAGAGUUGAAUAA